Molecule: messenger RNA, 4029 nt
Organism: Anas platyrhynchos (mallard)
Lineage: Eukaryota; Metazoa; Chordata; Aves; Anseriformes; Anatidae
Source: RefSeq, a predicted model, not a curated record
UCUAAAGCUUACCUAAGCUUAUUCUCUCUGAAGAAAAGCAUGUAUACACUGGAGUCCAGAAUGCCCCACCCUGUUUUUGGUGCUCUAUUUGCUCCUUGCUGACUGACAGGGACAGGAUGGGCCAUAUAUAUUUUCCCCCUGUAGAUUGAGAGGAUCAGGUGUGUUUGCUUUUGAAUCUGAAAAGUAGUGUCAUCCAAUCUUGAUUUUCAUUUUGAUGCUCAAAGGUAACAUAAAGCUGGAUGCCAGGGAAGAACACCUUCUUAGUAAGGAAGGAAAAAAAAAAAAAAAGCCAACCCUGCACUUCUCAGUGAUUGGGAUUCACUGUUGUUGCUGGGUGGAACUGAGUAAUGCUGUUGUUGCUCCUGCCUCUGCACAGUGAUGUUUCUGUUCCAGUUUUUGCUGACUCAUAUGCAAGAAAACACAACGAACAGACACAAGGCACUGUAACUCUUAUUCUUUCCCCCACCAACCUCGAAAUUUUCUGUAGCUCAUGCAAUAAAUGGCUGAGAAAGCAGACAUAAUACCAAUAGAUGAAGAGAAAAUCCAAAAUAACAGUAAGGAAGACCCAUUUCCCACUUGUGAUGUUGUAACAGCAUCCCCUGGUUGCCCUGCCAGUCUGGUUUUGGCCAGCUUCAAUGAAGACAAGGGAAGUUCAGUGGUGCCAGAAAGACUGUCUGUCCUCUCUAGCAAGGCUGUGGCCCAAGCAAAAGCCCUUGCUGGUCCAGAGAUCAUCAGUGGCAGCCAGGCACAGAGCAGGGCCUCUGGGUUGGCAAAGUACCAGCUGACAGCUGUAAACGCACCAGCAGGGGGCUCGUUGUACCCCUUGGCAGUCUGUAAACUCAAGCCUGUGGACAUCACUUCACUACGCUCCAAAAGCCUCUGCUGCGACUGCAACCAGGAUUUGGAGGUACCACAUCCCCCUGAGGUGUCCAAGGUGGCUGGCGAGCCUCCCGAGGCAGUGAAGAACCUUAGGUGCUGCCACGUGCAGGGUGCCAGCACACAGUAUGCAGGGAGCGGCACUAAGGGCAUUGUGGCCCCUUGCAGUCUGGGCCUGGCCAUUUGGAUGAAGACCACAAAAGUAAUGGAGACUUUAGAAAAUAAGAAAAAGGAAGAAAAGGAGAAGUACCGGCUCCAGCUAGCUAUGUACCGAAGACUUCUACUGUUGCGUUCGAUCAGGAGCUUGCACAAGCAGCUGGAGCAGCAGCAGUCCAGGUUGCAGGAAUGUUAUGGCAUGGUAAUAAAUACCAAGAAAGAAGUGUUGAAACACAUUAACUCAGCCUUGCCCUCACCUUCUCCAUAAUCAUGUUGCUGUAUGUAGAAAUGAGCUUUGUAACGUCACUGGAGCCAUCAGUAAGCUUGCAUGCCAUGAGUUGGAGUCCUCCUAGCCAAGAGUAUGUACCCACAUGUGUGGAGAACAGAAGCAGCAACAGCAGGACAAGAGAAAGGGGAAGGUAAAGCAUUGGCCCCUGAAUUUUUCUGCAGGAAGCUGAAAUAAGAUUAUAUCUGUGCAAGGUGAUGGCUGAUGCACACUUGAGGUCUUAAGCUGAAGCAGGAUAUAAAAAGUAAACAAAUGUAUUAAAAAAGGAAAAAAAAUAUAUAAAUAAAUGGGAACCGAGUCUGACACAUGAUCAGUAAAGGUGAUCUGAUGCUAAAGCUGCAGCCCUUUAAAUAUGGUAAAUCACUUCAGCAUUAAAGGAACUUCAGCAGAAUAUAUAUAUAUAUAUAUGUAUAUAUUUUUUUUUUUUUCUGUCUCCUCAAGGAUACCCAAGCCUAGAAAGCCAGGAUAUUUGACGAACUUAAGCUCGGGAUUGAUAUCUACCCAGCUGCCUGUUUUUCACAAAACUGCUAAGGCCAUUUUAUGUUUCUGACCUCUACCCUCCUAUAAGGAAGGUAGAACAGUACAGAGAACAGGUAGAACACGUACAGAGAAGCAGCACAAUUGCCUAAGCCUUAUUUCCUUAGGAAAGCAAGCUAGAAACAAAGGCUUUAUAAUCUGAUGUUACAUUAGAAGCCCAGACUAUCAGUGCCAGGGGAAUGUUCAAGGUCUGCACAAUUAGUAAUCUGCUGCUAACUCCCAAUGGCACUAGUGUCUGCAAAUCAAGCAUAUUUUGUGCCUUACUGCUGUCAUUUAAUGGAAGUUGGUGACAAUUAGCACUUUUUAUCCAGGUGUAUUAGACACUUGGAAAACCCUAGAGCAGUUUCUCCAAUUGCAAGGUUAGGAUGCCUGCAGGAAAUUUGAUGUCAGUAAGUAACAAACACACACAGGGAAAAUUAAAGAAGAAAGAUACAAGUUUGUUGUUGUUGUUUGUUUGUUUGUAUGCAUUAAAAAGGCAAUUUGUUUCCCUAUCAUUGAACAGCAAAUUGAAGAUUUGAAUGUGCUGGUUUAGAAUCUGAAGCAAAAAUGCAAAAAUGUUUUGAGAACAAAAGACAUUGGAAAAACUUCAUUUUCUGUAUGCAAUUCUGAUGAUGCCACCUUUUCUUUUACCCUGUUUGUUAGAAAUGUUUCGGUAGGUGAGCAACCUUUUUUUCUUUUUUUUUUGUAAAUCAUCUAUUCCUUACAUGAAAAGGCAAGUCUAUUAUUAAAUGUCAUAUUUUUCUGUGAAUAAUAUGCUAUAUAUGGGAAACUUUUUCUCCGUGUCUUUUUUGUGUGCUAAUAGAGGGAGGGUGUGUGUGUGUUUGUGUAUGCAUGCAUACCUAUAUACAAGUGGUCAUGAAAGGUUGGCACUUCAUUUCCUGUAGCAGAAUAAUCUCUCAAAAUAAUCUCUGCUGUCUAUGAGGAACUGGUUGAUUAGAUUCACAUGCGCACAUCUGUGAGCAAGGUAUUGAAGUAAUUCAACAAUUGAAGUGCAGCACAACAUUGUCAUUGUUCCAUCUUUAUAUUUCCUUGCACCCAAAGUUAUGGAAGCCCUCUGGGUAUGCGCAAUGUUAGAUGGGCUUAUUUAUCUCCUUGGGCCCUUGCAUAGCCUCUUACACAGCACAAGCCUGGAAUUUUGUAUGCAGAAUUACUGUAGAAACAUCGUUGGCAUCAAGGAGAUAGCAUCCUCAUUUGGGGAUUUAGGUUGCCAGGGACCUUUAGUGGGCUGCAAUAAUGAGUUCUGGGGAUCUAUGUGACUAUUACUCCUGUGUUCUGAACCCACCCAGCUCUCUGCUCAAUCUUGGGAAGGUUAUUCUCUGUCAGUAAUGCAGGUUUACCAAAGAACACUUAAAUACUAAAUUCAGCUCAGAAGUAAUUUGUUCUGUCUUAAUAUGCGCUCCAGGAAGGAAAGAUGAUCAUGGCCAAGAGGGAUGUGCAAAGAUUUUGUUUGGUUGUUUGUUUUAAAUGCCUGAACUAUAAAUAAAUAAAUAAAUAAAUAAAUUUCAUUGGUUAAGAGUGAAAGUAAGUGUUAUGUUAAACCAAACACAAGGAGACCACUAUUAAUUAGGUUGUGUCUCUUGGGGAAAGAAGUGUUGAAGAAGGGGCACAUCUCUCAAAACUAAAUAAAUGCAAAACUACUAAAUUCUGAAAUCAAAUGUCAGAUUGUUUCCAUUAGGAAGAAGACUAAAAGAUGUAUAUUGGCAUAAACUGUGUUUGAAGAAGAGUUAAUAAUUUUUUUUUUCUUCUGAAUUAAAUUCAACUUGGCUAAUACUAUCAUGUCAUUGAACUUUAUGUAUGCAAACAAAAGUAAGAUAAAGUAGCUAUUUUACCUCAGCAGCUGCUGUAGUAUUGCUCCGUCCAUUACUAAUGCUGCUACCUAUACCUAUAAUACCAAUUGUUUUAAAGAUGACUUGAAAAAUGUUGAAAAAUAUUGCUCACACAAAACACCAUGCAGCAAUAGUUGAGUUGUCAAUCUGUACAACUGUAAGUGCUUUGUGACAAUCUUUGUUUAUGCAACACCUCUCAUAAGAUUUCUUGAGCCUUAUUAGAAUCAGUAGACGCUUCCACACUGUGAAUAUUAAAUGCCAAGAGAUCUGUGCAUGAGCAAUGCUGUUUGAUAGCUGGCAAGAAAAUGAAGCCACAAUCUGUUCUGUGUAUGCAUGAUCUUUCAAGUA